Messenger RNA from Dromaius novaehollandiae (emu), 1094 nucleotides. RefSeq names its product COMM domain containing 2 (gene COMMD2). The record is from RefSeq and is a predicted model, not a curated record. The coding region runs from base 84 to 683 and encodes 199 amino acids. Lineage: Eukaryota; Metazoa; Chordata; Aves; Casuariiformes; Dromaiidae. The transcript has 5 exons.
CGGCGGCGAAGGCCCCGCCCCGCCCCGCCCCGCCCCUUCCUGCGCGGCGCCGGGGCUGGGCUGGGCCGGGCCGAGGCGCGGCGAUGCUGCUGGUGCUGUCGGAGGAGCAGCGGGAGCACCUGGGCUGCCUGCCCCGCCUGGGUGACGCAGCCGUGGCCGAGCUGGGGCGGCUGGCGCUGGAGCUGCUGCGGCGCGGCGGGGCCCCGCGCGCCCUCGAGGCCGCCGCCAGAAAGCUCGGCGUUGGCGUGGACGCGGUUCAGCACGGAGUGGAAGCGCUGACCUAUCUCCUCACGGAGAGCUCCAAGCUCGCGAUUUCUGAGAUAGACUUCCAAGAUUCUGUCCAUGUUCUGGGAUUCUCAGAUGAAUUGAACAAAUUACUGCUCCAGCUUUACCUUGAUAACAGGAAAGAGAUCAGAAGCAUUCUUAGUGAGCUGGCACCAAAGCUGCCCAGUUACCACAAUCUUGAAUGGAGACUAGAUGUGCAGCUUGCAAGCAGAAGUUUGAGACAACAGAUUAAGCCUGCUAUGACUAUAAAGCUACACCUUAACCAGAAUGGAGAUCAGACUGCCCAAGUGCUGCAAACCGACCCUUCUACACUUCUUCACCUAAUUCAGCAACUGGAACAAGCCUUGGGGGAAAUGAAAACAAACCACUGUAGGAGAAUAGUGCGCAACAUGAAAUAGUAUUAAUUCAUGACUGUUGCUUUCGAGGCAGUAUGAAAUGACCAGAAACAAUGUUCACAAAUACAUUUUGAGGAAAAUAAACAUCUGGAUCAGAUGAAAUGCUUUCCUAUGCCAGGAUUUUGAGCCAGUAAUUAUAGGGUGAAUGUCCCCAGGUGCUAACUUUACACAGCUGCCUGAUAUGAGAUAGGUAAUUAGUUUUGCUUUACCCGCACAUAUAGAAAUUCAGCAUGCUAUAUUUAGCAUUUCUCUAGCUCUAAAUGAGUAUACUUAAAGAACUUUUCUACAUUAAGUAGAGCUGCUUCAAUAUUGUAUAAAGAUGCACAUUUAUUGUUGUGUUUAUCAAGCAGAUUUUCUUUUCUUGGUUUUGCUUCUGUUUUGAAAUAAAAUAAAAAUACAUGAUGCGGAUGGAAA